AUGACCGCUGAGGAAGUCCAGAACGUCGCGGCGAUGGCUGACGACGAGGUGCCGACGCUAGAGGCAGCUGAGGUGCCCCAGAACGCGAAGCAGUCGAAGCGCUACGCCAAGGCCAUGGUCAAGAUGGGCCUCAAGCCGGAGCUCAACAUAAUGAAGGUGAACAUCCGCAAGGUCGGCUCCCUGUCCUUCGCCAUGGUGCAGCCGGAGGUGUACCGCUUCCCCGGCACCAACACCUUCGUGAUCUUCGGAGAAGCGCAGUUGGAGGACACAAGCGCGCUGGCGCAGGAGGCCGCCGCCCGGGCUGCCGUCUCUGGCGCCGCGGCGGCGUCCUCGGACGCCACAACAUCUGUAUCCGCCGCAGAAGAGGACGACGACGACGACGACGACGUGGGCGCCGGCGACCUGGACGAGAAGGAGAUCAACGUGGUGAUGAGCCAGGCGAAUGUGUCGCGCAAGAAGGCGAUCAAGGCGCUGAAGAACAACAACGGCGACAUCGUCAACACCAUCAUGGAGCUGACCAUGUAG
Molecule: messenger RNA, 525 nt
Organism: Leishmania braziliensis MHOM/BR/75/M2904
Lineage: Eukaryota; Euglenozoa; Kinetoplastea; Trypanosomatida; Trypanosomatidae
Product: nascent polypeptide associated complex subunit-like protein, copy 1
Exons: 1
Coding region: 1-525 (174 amino acids)
Biological process (GO): protein targeting to membrane
Cellular component (GO): nascent polypeptide-associated complex; cytoplasm
Source: RefSeq, a predicted model, not a curated record